This is a messenger RNA of Aspergillus nidulans FGSC A4, 975 nucleotides long. RefSeq lists its product as uncharacterized. The transcript has 5 exons. The coding region runs from base 1 to 975 and encodes 324 amino acids. NCBI's taxonomy places the organism in Eukaryota, Fungi, Ascomycota, Eurotiomycetes, Eurotiales, Aspergillaceae. The record is from RefSeq and is a predicted model, not a curated record.
AUGACUACGUUUCACUUCAGUGACCAACAGCUAGAUAGUGACCUAGUGACAUCAAUUUCUUCACUUCUUGACUCUGUCAAUGUCCCGAAUCUGCUUUGGGGCAAUUAUUUAUUAACCGUAUACGGAGUUCCAACUGUUGUUGAUGGUGUGUCCUUCGUCGUGCCAGAUGCGCUUAUCGAAAUAUCCUUCUCCACCCUCGCUGAAGCUGGCUUUCGGCCCUGCUCUCGACCUUACGCCUGCCCACAUUCGAAUUCGCGCCAGCCGCCCUAUAAACACCUUCAUAUCGAUGACGAGCUUGCGAUAUCGUUGUACCGGAAAUCUGAUGUGCUCUGGGAAUUUCCAGAAUUCGAGGCUGCCCUGGACCACGACGAUUUGAAUAUUAUGUGCGCGUCUGACGUGAGGCUUCCUCCAGCUACCCUAGGGCGCGGUCGAGGGCGAUUUCCACACUUUAGUUUCGUCCGAAUUCCGAGCGCCUCGAGAUAUUGUGAGGCUCUUAUUCUGUUGCUUUGUUGGGGUUACGGAACUGCCUGCGAGACUUACUGGAUGGCGAUUUUGACGUAUAUGCUAGAGUACGUUGAUGGAACAGAUAUUCUCGACGAAGAAAAUAUGAGAGACGGAUACAAACAGUUUUACCAUGCCUUAAAGCCUCUCUGGUUUGCCAUCACUCUUUUCCCUGUCGUUACGUCUCGGAAAUCACAGUUGAAAUGGGUGUGUCCAAAGGCCCAGAGUGUGACAAUCUCACUUCGCCAACACUGCUCAUCUAACAGGCUCCAAGCGCGAAAUCGAGCCAGUUUCAGCAUUCAACCAGGAAAGAUCCGCAGCAUGCGCUUCUCGGUGGGCUUCGACCGACCAAUCGCGAAUGUGGUAAAAAUCGUUCAGACCAAAGCUGACACUCUCCAUUUGUUCUUCCGUGAUACAAGAGAACAAUGUGCAGCCGAGAAUGGCAGCUGGAGAUUCCAGGUGGAGAUCCGAUAG